AUGGCUCUGGCGUUCAGCAGUGGGCUCCACUGCUCAAGGACACAAUGCUUCACCUCCAGCAGCUAUGGCCAGGGCCUUAACAGUGGCCAAUGGCCAACAGUAAAGCGUCGCAACAGCUGUCACUCCACAUCUGCAGCUGGACCAGGCUUCCGCCACAGCGGCAGCGGGCACAGCGGCCACGCAGGCGGGCAGGUGGGCGGGCUGGCGGCGGGCGUCUGUGACAGCGACGAAUGCUCGGCUGCCCCGCCACAAUAUCUGUGCGGCUCUCACCUGGUGGAGGCUCUGUAUCUAGUGUGUGGAGAGAGAGGCUUCUUCUACAGUCCUAACAAGAGCAAGCGGGACCUGCAGACUCUUCUUGUUUUCCUCUCCAAGUCGUCAGUCCCGGGGAGACUGAGGAUUCCAUCAAAUAACAUCCACGGCGAGUUGAGGAGGAGGAGAGGCAUCGUGGAGCAGUGUUGCCACCAGCCGUGUAGCAUCUACCACCUUCAGGAGUACUGCAACUGA
This is a messenger RNA of Sardina pilchardus (European sardine), 504 nucleotides long. Its product is annotated as insulin-like. The record is from RefSeq and is a predicted model, not a curated record. Gene Ontology annotation, cellular component: extracellular region. The transcript is spliced from 4 exons. Gene Ontology annotation, molecular function: hormone activity. Bases 1 to 504 code for a protein of 167 amino acids. NCBI's taxonomy places the organism in Eukaryota, Metazoa, Chordata, Actinopteri, Clupeiformes, Clupeidae.